This is a messenger RNA of Leptopilina heterotoma, 2318 nucleotides long. Its product is annotated as glucose dehydrogenase [FAD, quinone]-like. The record is from RefSeq and is a predicted model, not a curated record. The transcript is spliced from 7 exons. The coding region runs from base 209 to 1948 and encodes 579 amino acids. Lineage: Eukaryota; Metazoa; Arthropoda; Insecta; Hymenoptera; Figitidae. Gene Ontology annotation, molecular function: flavin adenine dinucleotide binding; oxidoreductase activity, acting on CH-OH group of donors.
AUACAGAAAAUUUUUUCUCUCUUACAACCAGAGGUGCGUUGAAAGUUACCCAACAGAAAUUGAGGGAAGUUUGCCACUGUCAUUUAUUGUCCAUGUUUAAAAUUAAAUGAAAAGGACGUCGUAGACUUAUAUUUAGACUAAAAAAAAUACAGUUAGUAUUAAUUAAUUGAUUUUCCCAAUUAUUCAGAAUUAAAAUUAAAAGUUAGAAAUGUUAUUUCCAAUUUCUGGUGAGACAUGUUCAGGAAGUUUAUGUACUUGUUUGUACACGCUGAUGCUCUCAUACCUUUUUAAUUACUCACCUGACCAGAAAUUUAAUUUGCAAGAAAUACCGGAAACAGAGGAGUAUGACUUUAUUGUCGUUGGAGCUGGGUCAGCAGGAUGUGUAGUAGCAAAUAGACUCUCAGAAGUUAACGAUUGGAAGGUACUUUUAUUAGAAGUUGGAAAAGAGGAACCAUUAAUUGCAAAUAUACCUGGAUUAGUUAAAUCCUUAACGUUCACAGAAUUCGAUUGGGCAUAUAAAACACAACCCGAAGAAAGUUUGAUUGGAAAAAAUAAAAUAAUUACAUGGUAUUUAGGAAAAGUAAUGGGUGGUAGCAGUGCAAUGAAUGGCAUGUACUACGUUAGAGGAAAUCGGGAAGAUUUUGACAAUUGGGAGAAAAUGGGCAAUCCAGGAUGGAGUUAUAAAGAUGUUUUACCAUAUUUCCUAAAGUCGGAAAAUAAUUUAGACCGUGAGCUUGUGGAGAAUAAUCCCAAAUAUCAUGGAACAGGCGGAUAUUUGUCAGUUCAAAAAUUUCCAUAUGUAACAGAAGAGGGAAAAAUUUUGCUCAAUGCUUACCAAGAACAAGGUCAUAAUUUAACGGAUCCAAAUGCUGUUAAACAAUUAGGAGUGACAUUAUCACAAUUAACAGCUGGCAAUAAUUCUCGAUCAAGUACAAAUAUAGCAUUCAUUCGUUCAAUUAGAGGUAUCCGAAAAAAUUUAUUCGUCAAAAGUCAAUCACUAGUUACAAAGAUAAUAAUCGAUGCAAAAACAAAAAAAACCAUUGGUGUUGAAUACACAUCUCUAAAAACUAAUGUAACUAAAAAAAUUCUGGCCAGAAAGGAAGUUAUCAUAUCCGGUGGGGUUGUAAACUCACCGCAAUUAUUAAUGGUCUCUGGAGUUGGGCCAAGUGAAGAACUUAAGAAACAUAAAAUUAAAGUCAUAAAAGAUCUUCCAGUUGGUAGAAACCUACAUGAUCAUGUGUCAGCUCAAGGUCUAUCGGCUAAGAGAGAAAAUUUUAAAACAACACCACAGACCUGCGAGAAAAAUAUAGAAAAUUUGUUGUACUAUUUUACAGAACGAGAAGGACCAUUCACUGGAAGGGUGGAAUUUAUGUUUCUUUGUUUUAGCAAAACUGUAUUUGAAAAGAGAGACAUUCCAGACAUACUCUUCACUAUGGAUACAUUAAAUGAAACUGAAAUUGCUAUUAAACCAGUAUUAUUGUCACCUAAAAGUAAAGGAUAUCUAGCACUUAAUAAAUCAGAUCCUGUUAGGGGUGCACCUUUAAUAUAUCCUGGUUAUUUCACCAAAAAAGAGGACGUUGAUCGGAUAAUAGAUGGUAUCAGGCUCACUAUUGACAUUCUCAAUUCAACAGUUAUGAGAAAUAAUAAUUUCAUCUUCGACGAAAAACCUUUGGACUCAUGUAAAUCCUUUGAAUUCAAUACCUAUAAUUACUGGGUGUGCUUUCUGGAAAAGAAAUUUUAUUCCGAUCUUCAUCCAGUGGGGACUUGUAAAAUGGGAAAAGAAGAUUCUCAGGCUGUUGUUGACUCAAGAUUAAAGGUUCACGGUAUACAAGGAUUAAGAGUAAUUGAUGCUUCAAUAAUGCCUGUUGUGCCUUUGGGAAACACAAAUGCACCUACAAUUAUGAUCGCCGAGAAAGGAAGUGAUAUGAUAAAAGAGGAUUGGUUGUAGAAUUAUGAUUCAUCAAUUCGACCAGAAUUAGAAUAUUUAGGACUGCAACUAUCUUUAUAUUAUAUUAUUAAUUUUCAUUCUUGUGAAGGGUUCCUUAAUGAGUCCUCUAUUAUUUUUACUAUUUAUAUUUGAUAAAUUUGCAAUUAAUUUUUUAAAUUUCUUGUUAUUGCGAAUAUUCGUAUUGUUAUACUUAUCGUGUAAUUAAUGAUUUAGAUGAUUAUUAUUUUGCUGCAUUACUUAUUUUCAAUUAUUUACUUUAAUAAUUAUCAUGUCACUUAUGGCUUUGUAAAUUUACUUUAUUAUGUAAAUCUUAAAGGGUUUUAAUAGUAAACCGUUUAUAUGUCAUGAAUAAAUAAAAAUUUUAAAAACA